CUAUCUCUUUUGGCGGGAUUGGACAUUGCGUGUUGAUUGCGUGUUGUCUCUUGUCGCAGAAAUAUUUUGAUUUGUGAAUUUUGUCCUGUUGCGGCCAACAGUACGGUAUUACCUCAUUAACUCAUUUAUACAUUGGUGGACUGCUGUGUGCCAUUAUCUCAAUCUGGACGACGGUGAAAACAGGGCGCCUGGGGCGAUUUGAUCAAGGCUGUUUCCCGCUGCUGACCAUGUGGAGUAGUACCGAGAAGCCAGCCCAGGGUGGCGGGUUCAUGCAGUCACCCGGCCAGUUUGGCUCACCCAGUGCUGGCUCCACAGAGAAGCGCCAGGAUCGUAUCCAGUCAGUAGUGCCUGUGGCUGUGGCCACAGUGCUGGCCACGCCCCAGGACCAGCCGCUGCGGGUGUCCGGUGCUGAGGUACACAUGGCAGUGUUGGUGGGUCGGCUGGAGACCAUCGACCGCGGCGGCACCAAGGUCUCCUACACCCUGGCCGACGAGACGGGCACUCUGACGGCGCUGCGCUGGAUCGACGCCGAGGCUGGCCCCGAGCCGGACUCGGACCUGGCCGAGGGCAUGCUGGUGCGGAUGGUGGUGCGCGUGCGGCCCGGCCCCAGCAAGGGCGGCGCCGGCUCGACCAACAUCAUGUGCUUCCACCUGGAGGCGGUGACGCCCGAGGAGGAGCUGAUCCACCGGCUGGAGGUGCAGCACGCGGCGCUCACCAUCGCGCACGUGGCCGCGCUGUCGGCCGGCGGAGGCGCUGCCAACGGCGGCGGCGGCGGCACCGGGCUGACCAACUCGAUGGUGGGAGGCGGCGGCGGCGCCGACGUACCGAUGGUGACCGGCGGCGGGAUCGUGGGUCUCAGCCCGCAGCAGCAGAUGGUCUACUCGGCGAUCCACGCGGCGGUGGGCGACCAGGGCGUGCACCGCGACCAGGUGUACGGCUCGCUGACGGGCAAGGUGCCGCGGCCCGAGAUCGACCGCAUCAUGGAGUUCCUCAGCAACGAGGGACACAUCUACAACACCACCGACGACGACCACUUCAAGGCCACCGACUGCUGAGCGGUGAGCCGCGGACAGCCGGGAAUACGGCGCUGACGGUUUCAGCCGGCUGGGACGGCGCGGUGGUCUGACGCUGACGGUCGGGGAGGCGCCGAGUCCGGCGCUGGCCGGUGAGAGUCCGCCGCUAGCGCGAAUGCACGCUGGCAUGAUCGUGAAAGGGUCGCUGGGGUGCCUAGAGCUGUCAGCACAGUCGACUGCUCGACGGUGGAGAUGUUGGAUGGAUGUUGUUGACCGGGUGCGAUCGUCCUGCUUUCAUGGUGACGAAGAGGCGAUCAUGGAAACCGUUCUCUGAGCUCAGAGGUCGGUUCGGGGGGGGGGGCAGGGAGGGUCAGUUGUCAGUUGUCACGUGCCGUUCUAUAGCACUGCUGUGUGCGGGGCAGCUGUCCGCCCCAAGCAUGCGUUUCAGUCUGUCAGUCACGUGUGUUAUUUCAUGUCAAACAAAGCGUGGUCAUUGGAAUAAUACAAGAUGUUUCCUAGAAAAGUUUAAA
Molecule: messenger RNA, 1543 nt
Organism: Amphibalanus amphitrite
Lineage: Eukaryota; Metazoa; Arthropoda; Thecostraca; Balanomorpha; Balanidae
Product: replication protein A 32 kDa subunit-like
Exons: 3
Coding region: 228-1055 (275 amino acids)
Biological process (GO): DNA replication; double-strand break repair via homologous recombination; nucleotide-excision repair
Cellular component (GO): DNA replication factor A complex; chromosome, telomeric region; site of double-strand break
Source: RefSeq, a predicted model, not a curated record